GGGCAGUGGAGGGGCAGAUGAUAAUCAGGGACCAACUGAGUAGUGCCACACUUUCUCCAUUAGCGGUCGAGCCCCGCACCUACACUGAAUUUCGUCAUUGGUUGCUGGGGGCAGGUACCUCCCUGGUCUUCCAAGCUGCAAAUAAUAACAAACAAGGCUCAAACAAGGCUCUCUACUCGAGACGAUUAGCCCAACUAUUUAACUAGUCCUCACGCUUUCUGUUUCUUUCCUUUCUUCUUUUGUUCUGCUGUAGCAACCAGCUUGACAGCCGAGCUUCACUUGAGUAUCCUCCCUCCCUCGAAACAAUCUCUUCACCAAACGUCUACACACCCAGACGAACGAUAGAUUCGAAUCCUUCAUACUCUCUUGCCACAAACCCACAAGCUCGCAAACCCAUUCACCAUAUUCGCAGAAAUGUCGGAGCAAACCCAAGAAGCCCUCGUCGAUACAAGUUCCGUUGUGCGACCAGCACAGCACGAACGUCAAAAGAGUUUGGAGAAGUUGUAUGCCGAUAGGCCUACGGCUCACGAAUUGAAGGAGAGACACAUUUUGUUAGAUACAGAUGCUGCACCUGGUAUUCAAAGUGCUCAACAUGCACUCGAACAACAAAGAAUUUCGGAUAGCUUGAAGAAAAAUUUGGAGCAUCGUCCUACUAAAGAGGAUUUAGUUGAACGCAAUAUCCUCUCCUCCACAACCGCCGCCCCAGGCAUUCAAGCGCAACAAAAAGAAUUGGAAAAACACAUGCGUGCGGACAGUUUGAAUGAAAAAUUAAGUCAUCGUCCGCAACCGGAAGAGUUAAUGAAUAAGGGUGUUUUGAAAGAGGAUCCCACGAGUCCGAUUGAAGGCGGCAAUGCGAGUGCCGAGAAGAGAUACGAGGAAGCUAUUGAAGAGGAAUACGCCAAGAGAGAAGGAGGGGCUUAGAUUUACGACGAGAUUAUUGUGAUUGGGCUGAAGGGAGUUUUUGAUUUAUACGUGCGAGGGAGUUGAGUUGUCUUUAGCAUGUAUGCAUGCGAUAUGAUUGCGACAGCCAGAACAGAGGAAUACAAACGAUGAAUAUGAAAACGGGAAUAGGCAUCGGAGUGCGAAUAGGAUGGGUUGAAAUGCGGGACUAGUAUUUGCGAUUUUCUAGCAAGCAAUGAAAUAUACCACA
This is a messenger RNA of Botrytis cinerea B05.10, 1150 nucleotides long. RefSeq lists its product as hypothetical. The record is from RefSeq and is a predicted model, not a curated record. NCBI's taxonomy places the organism in Eukaryota, Fungi, Ascomycota, Leotiomycetes, Helotiales, Sclerotiniaceae. Bases 415 to 921 code for a protein of 168 amino acids. The transcript has 3 exons.